AUGGCCAGCGGUAGGCCUCCCGGGUCGCAUUCAGCCGCUGGUCGCGAUGAAGACCUGCUGUUGGACUCCGGACCCAUAUACAACAGUGGCCAAGGCCCGCCUGUGAACGACGAACACCUCCUAGAACGCUACAACAUUGACGAUUCCGACGAACCCUAUUCGCAAGCGCGCCCUUCGGUAUCCUACGAUAACUUUGUCGGAUCGCGCGUGCCGCAGGGCCCAACGCUUCAAAAUGUUGGUGCUGGACCGGCGCAUCCGCCUGUCAACCCGGGCUUGCAUUCGAAUGACCCCUACUCCAGCGGAUCCCGGGACCGAACCUACUCCCAGACCUCCGGACUGGACAACUACCAGCGGUAUUCCCUGGAUGAUGACCUCGACGAUGCGCAUUCCGGAUACUAUGAUCUCGACGCCGAUGACGACCGUAUUGCCCAGUCGCAUAAUGUUCGAAGAGCAAAUGAGCGCAAUAGUAUCCUCGGACUCGGGGGCGGCUUGAUGGGCAAGGCAAAGUACAUGUUUGGCAUGGGGACAUCACAGUACUCAGAGAUGGACCUCCCUUUAACAGAGGCCGGCGCAAGAAGGGCGACGGUUGAUAGUGCUUCCACCCAGCCCGCACCCCCGAAGCCGCGAAAGAAGUUCAGCGCGUCGGACCUCAACAUCUUCAAGCGGAGCAGAGCUGACCCCUCGACUCUGGGCCCGCGCAUGAUCCAGCUCAAUAACCCACCCGCCAAUUCCGUCCACAAGUUCGUCAGCAACCACGUUUCGACUGCCAAAUACAACAUCUUCACUUUCGUCCCCAAGUUCCUCUUCGAACAAUUCUCCAAAUACGCCAACCUGUUCUUCUUGUUUACCGCCGUUUUACAACAAAUUCCCAAUGUGUCGCCCACAAAUCAGUAUACCACGAUUGUUCCACUUGCUAUUGUCUUGGCGGUGUCAGCCAUCAAAGAAUUGGUGGAGGACUAUAAACGGAGGAUGUCGGAUAAAGGUCUAAACUAUUCUAAAACCCAAGUCCUCAAGGGCUCUUCGUUCCACGAGACAAAGUGGGUAGAUGUGGUGGUGGGUGAUGUGGUUCGCAUUGAGUCCGAGCAGCCUUUCCCAGCCGACUUGGUGUUGCUGGCAUCGUCCGAGCCGGAGGGUCUGUGCUACAUCGAGACAGCAAAUCUUGAUGGUGAGACCAAUCUCAAAAUCAAGCAGGCUAUUCCUGAGACUGCCCAUCUGGUCAGUCCCAGUGACUUGAGUCGGUUGAGCGGACGGGUUCGCUCAGAACAACCGAACAGCAGUCUGUAUACUUACGAAGCUACUCUGACUAUGAACGCCGGAGGCGGCGAGAAAGAGCUGCCUCUGGCUCCUGAUCAGCUCUUGCUUCGAGGUGCAACGCUACGCAACACUCCUUGGAUCCAUGGAAUCGUUGUUUUCAGUGGUCAUGAGACGAAGCUGAUGCGUAACGCUACUGCAACCCCGAUCAAACGGACUGCUGUGGAGCGAACUGUCAACAUCCAGAUUCUGAUGCUCGUGAGCAUUCUCAUUGCUCUGAGUGUUAUCAGUUCCGUUGGUGAUCUUGUUAUUCGACAAACCAGGGCUGAUAAGCUUGCCUACCUCGACUAUGGGUCGGUUAAGCCAGUGAAGCAAUUCUUCAUGGAUAUCUUUACUUACUGGGUCCUGUACUCGAACUUGGUUCCAAUCUCCCUCUUCGUCACCAUUGAAAUCGUCAAAUACUUCCAGGCUUUCCUCAUCAAUUCCGACCUUGAUAUUUACUACGACAAAACCGAUACACCGGCUACUUGCCGCACAUCCUCUCUUGUCGAAGAACUUGGUCAAAUUGAGUACAUCUUCUCCGACAAAACAGGUACGCUUACUUGCAACAUGAUGGAGUUUAAGCAGGUCACGAUUGCCGGUAUUCAAUAUGGCGAUGACGUCCCCGAAGACCGCCGGGCUACUGCGGAGGAUGGUACCGAGGUUGGUAUCCACGAUUUCAAGCAACUCAAGGAGAACAUGCAAUCGCAUCCCAGCCAAAAUGCCAUUCGUGAAUUGCUCACUCUUCUCGCCACUUGUCACACGGUUAUUCCCGAGCGCAACAGCAAGGAUCCAACUGUGAUCAAGUACCAAGCAGCCUCGCCCGAUGAGGGAGCUUUGGUUGAUGGAGCCGCCUCACUCGGAUAUCGUUUCACCAACAGAAGACCCAGAUCCGUAAUUUUCGAGGCCGGAGGACAGGAGCUUGAAUAUGAACUGCUAGCAGUGUGCGAGUUCAACUCUACCCGAAAGCGAAUGUCGACUAUCUUCCGUUGUCCAGAUGGAAAGGUCCGUAUCUACACCAAGGGUGCUGAUACAGUCAUUCUUGAGCGGUUACACCCUGACAACCCUACCGUGGAAGCAACCCUCCAACAUUUGGAGGAGUAUGCCUCGGAAGGUUUGCGGACUCUUUGUCUGGCCAUGCGGGAGAUUCCUGAAGAUGAGUUCCAGCAAUGGUACCAGAUCUUCGACAAGGCCGCCACGACUGUCGGUGGUAAUCGCGCGGAUGAAUUGGACAAAGCCGCUGAGUUGAUUGAAAAGGAUCUCUAUCUUCUUGGUGCUACGGCUAUCGAGGAUCGUUUGCAAGAUGGUGUUCCAGAUACUAUCCACACGCUCCAGACUGCAGGUAUCAAGAUCUGGGUUUUGACUGGUGACCGACAAGAGACUGCCAUCAACAUUGGCAUGUCUUGUAAGCUUAUCUCAGAAGACAUGACGCUUUUGAUUAUCAAUGAGGAAACGGCCGAAGCUACCCGCGACAACUUACAGAAGAAACUGGAAGCUGUCAAGAGUCAAAUUGCUUCUGGUGACUCUGAACCGUUGGCUUUGGUUAUCGAUGGACGGUCUCUGACCUUUGCUUUGGAGAAGGAUAUGGAGAAGCUGUUCUUAGAUCUCGCGGUUAUUUGCAAAGCUGUUGUUUGCUGUCGUGUGUCCCCCCUUCAAAAGGCUUUGGUCGUCAAGCUUGUCAAACGCCACUUGAAGUCUCUCCUCCUGGCUAUUGGCGACGGUGCCAAUGAUGUGUCUAUGAUUCAGGCCGCUCACGUCGGCGUUGGUAUCAGCGGUGUUGAAGGUCUUCAAGCAGCACGAUCUGCUGAUGUGGCAAUUGCCCAGUUCCGAUUCCUUCGAAAGCUGCUUUUGGUUCACGGCGCCUGGAGUUAUUCUCGAAUCAGUCGAGUCAUUCUUUACUCGUAUUAUAAGAACAUUACACUGUACAUGACUCAAUUCUGGUAUUCCUUCCAAAACGCCUUCUCCGGUGAGGUUAUCUACGAGUCCUGGACACUCUCCUUCUACAACGUGCUGUUCACUGUCUUGCCUCCGUUCGCCAUGGGAAUCUUCGACCAGUACAUCUCUGCUCGCUUACUGGACCGCUAUCCUCAAUUGUACCGUUUGGGACAAGAAGGACAAUUCUUCCGCAAACACAGCUUCUGGGCCUGGAUUCUGAACGGAUUCUUCCAUUCUCUCAUCCUGUACAUCGUCUCCCAGCUGAUCUUCUUCUGGGACCUCCCAAUGGCUGACGGCAAGGUUGCCGGCCACUGGGUCUGGGGCGAGGCACUGUACACUGCCGUGCUUGCUACCGUUCUCGGAAAGGCAGCUCUGAUCACAAACGUGUGGACCAAAUACACCUUCAUCGCCAUCCCUGGAUCAAUGCUCCUCUGGCUUAUCUUCCUCCCGGCCUACGGUUACGCCGCCCCCGCCAUUGGAUUCUCACGCGAAUACUACGGCACAAUCCCAGUCCUUUUCAAGUCCCCCAUAUUCUACCUGAUGGCCGUCGUCCUCCCCGCCAUCUGUCUCAUGCGUGAUUAUGCAUGGAAGUACGCCAAGCGCAUGUACUACCCACAGCAAUACCACCACGUCCAGGAGAUCCAGAAAUACAAUGUCCAGGACUACCGCCCGCGUAUGGAGCAAUUCCAAAAAGCCAUUCGGAAGGUCCGCCAAGUUCAGCGCAUGCGCAAACAGCGCGGCUACGCCUUCUCCCAGGCCGACGAUGGCGGUCAAAUGCGUGUUGUCAACGCAUAUGACACAACUCGCAGUCGUGGUCGGUAUGGUGAGAUGGCCAGUUCCAGGCCUAUGGCGUGA
Messenger RNA from Penicillium canescens, 4080 nucleotides. Its product is annotated as aminophospholipid-translocating P4-type ATPase DRS2. Gene Ontology annotation, molecular function: magnesium ion binding; ATP hydrolysis activity; ATP binding. Gene Ontology annotation, biological process: post-Golgi vesicle-mediated transport; intracellular protein transport; phospholipid translocation. The coding region runs from base 1 to 4080 and encodes 1359 amino acids. The record is from RefSeq and is a predicted model, not a curated record. Lineage: Eukaryota; Fungi; Ascomycota; Eurotiomycetes; Eurotiales; Aspergillaceae. The transcript is spliced from 3 exons. Gene Ontology annotation, cellular component: plasma membrane.